UCCUUCAACAGACCCUUCCCCAGGGUUCUCCUCCCUGUGACCCAGCAGCCUGACGCCUCAUCUCCGCUGCGCUUGCUUACGAAUAAAGAACUCUCGAGUCGUGUGUGCGCACACACCCAAACACACGCGCACGCGCACACACACGUGCACACACACAUGCGCUUUUUCUCUUCCCCUCCUUCGCUUUCUAAAGCCUGGGGGAAGUCGGUGACAGAGGUGUUUCAGUUUACAUUGUUGCGUGGGUUUUUUCAUUUUUUUUUAAGACAUUGAAAAGCAAUUAAUGAUCAGAUCUAGGAAAAAAAAACAAAACCCUGAAUAGAAACAAAACUUUACAAUGCUGGAUUCAAAAAAAAAAUUAUCUGGACAGCUUCUCUGAGACUAUUUAAAAACUGGUUCAACAGGUCUCUGCAACGUCAAGAUCUAACUAAGCUUUAAAAGGUCAAGAAGUUUUAUGGCUGACAAAGGAUUUGCUGCAGCACAGGCCAUCUUUCCCACCUUAAGCCUCUGGGAAAAUGGGGAUUUCACCCCCAUUCUCUUCUGUUGGUCUCGAUUGCAUCUGUCUGCGAGCAAGGGCUGGAGGAUAGCUGGAAGUAUGGCCACUCUGCUCCACGAUGCGGUAAUGAAUCCAGCAGAAGUGGUGAAGCAGCGCCUACAGAUGUACGACUCGCCGCACCGGUCCGCCCUCCGCUGCGUCUGGACAGUUUGGAGGACCGAGGGCUUGGGGGCCUUCUACCGGAGCUACACCACGCAGCUGACCAUGAACAUUCCUUUCCAGUCCAUCCACUUUAUCACCUACGAGUUCCUGCAGGAGCAGGUCAACCCCCACCGGGGCUACAACCCACAGUCCCACAUCAUCUCGGGCGGGCUGGCCGGGGCCCUGGCCGCUGCCGCCACCACGCCCCUGGACGUCUGUAAGACCCUCCUCAACACUCAGGAGAACAUGGCCCUCAACCUGGCCAACAUCAGCGGCAGGCUGUCGGGCAUGGCCAAUGCCUUCAGGAUGGUGUACCAGCUCAAUGGCCUCCCCGGCUACUUCAAAGGCAUGCAGGCCCGCAUCAUCUACCAGAUGCCCUCCACUGCCAUUUCCUGGUCCGUCUACGAGUUCUUCAAGUACUUUCUCACCAAGCACAAGCUGGAGAGUCGAACUCCGUACUAAAGGAACAGGCGUGGGCAGUGAUUCCAGAAUCUUUUAUUUGUCAAAGGCUUUGCCUGCCUGCUUCCAUUCCCUUGUCCUCACACUGAGGUCAUUUU
Neogale vison (American mink) is the source of this 1251-nucleotide messenger RNA. It is a transcript of the gene SLC25A37, whose product is annotated as solute carrier family 25 member 37. Lineage: Eukaryota; Metazoa; Chordata; Mammalia; Carnivora; Mustelidae. The coding region runs from base 452 to 1156 and encodes 234 amino acids. Gene Ontology annotation, molecular function: ferrous iron transmembrane transporter activity. The record is from RefSeq and is a predicted model, not a curated record. Gene Ontology annotation, biological process: iron import into the mitochondrion. Gene Ontology annotation, cellular component: mitochondrial membrane. The transcript has 3 exons.